This is a messenger RNA of Dermacentor albipictus, 3498 nucleotides long. NCBI's taxonomy places the organism in Eukaryota, Metazoa, Arthropoda, Arachnida, Ixodida, Ixodidae. The record is from RefSeq and is a predicted model, not a curated record.
CGCUCUCUUCGGGCAGAUUUCGGGGUCCGGAGAGCGCCGACGGCACGUCCGCUCACUUCGGGUGGCUGUGGUCGACUCCUGAAUGCGAAGUGGACGCGUUGACAACGUAGGGGAGCAUGGCGCCUCGUCGCGUGGUUGUGAAAACCGGGUCCAGGAAAGACAAUUCGCCGUAUUGCUGCGUUUAUGGCUGUCACAACAGCUACAGGAACACUGCUGGAAAAUUGCCGCCGAUCAAAUUCUACCGUUUUCCUUGGAAAUCGUAUGAGACUGAAAGAAGACAGAGGUGGAUCGCAGCUGUCCGCCGAGCAAGCUCAGAGGGAGAGCUGUGGCAACCGAAAAGGAAUGAAACGCGAAUAUGCAGUGCUCACUUCGUGGGAAACGAGAGAAGCAACAUCGCUCAGCACCCAGCGUACAUUCCAACAAUAUUUCCACCUUGCUACAAAAAGAGUGAUGCCGCCUUGCCCCAGACAAAACUGGGAAGAUUUGAAAGGAUUCAGCGACGGAGCGCGCUGCGACCAGUCAUUGCUCCAACGUGUCAAACUGCCGUCUCCUUGAAUUCAGAGGACGACACAGCGGCACUGGAAGAACGCAACGAAAUGUCAGACUUGGAAGCCACCGUUUGCUUCAGUCCUGACUCGGCACAGGGCACAUCCGCGUCGGAAGAAUGCAACAAGUUUGCGUCCGUGAUGACUCAGACAGAGAACAGUUCAUUCCAGGGGCCAUGUAGCUUGUUUCUUUCUGUGGUGUCACAGUGUGAUGCAUCGACACAAGUGUCUCAUAUUGAAACUAGAGACAGCAGCGUGCAAGCAGAACCUGCAGUGAGGUCAACCGCCACUGGGCCAGAAGAGCGAAGCUGCGUUUUCCUUGGAUACAGCUCUCUUUGCGAAAGGAAAGAUGCAUUCACAGAACUAUGUGGAGUCAGUGCAAAUGUGUUUGCCAUGCUAAUGUCUUUAUUUUCAUCUGUAGUCGUGAGGUCUGUUGAUGUCCCUAUCCCUCAAAAGAUGGUGAUCUUCCUAAUGAAGAUGAAACUUGGCAUUUCAUUUGCAAGUAUAGCUGUACUUUUUGGCCUGCAUCGUACAACUGUUAGCCGCAUCUUUUUUUUCGUUUUGAGGAAUCUUCUUUACUCAAUGCAACACUUCAUUCCUGAACCGCCGCAAGCUGCUGUCAAGGCAACUAUGCCAGCAUGCUUUAAGGUACACUACCCUAACUGUCGUUUUAUUAUAGACUGCACUGAAGUGAGAACGGAAGAGCCACCUACUGUAGAACAGCGUCGAGCUCUUUUUUCACACUACAAGGGAUGCUACACAUUGAAGUUUUUAAUUGGAAUCUUGCCCAAUGGUGCAGUGACCUUUGUAUCAAAGGCUUAUGGAGGUCGAGCUUCAGACACGCACAUAACUCUAGAAUCAGGCUUUCUCAAUCGAAUUGAGCCAGGUGAUGUUGUGUUAGCCGACAAAGGUUUUCCAGGCAUAAAAGCACCAGCGGAAGGAAACAAGGGCAUUGUUGUCUUGCCCCCUUUCUCUAAAGGAAAUAUGCAAUUUACAUAUGAUGAGCUCCAGCAAACUUACCACAUUGCUCAGGUACGCAUCCAUGUUGAAAGAGCUAUCCAGCGAAUAAAAUUGUUUAAUAUUCUUAAUUUUCGAGUAUCUAAUGAUCUCAUUCCUUAUAUGAGUGAUAUCAUGCGAAUGUGUUGCAUCCUGGUGAAUCUGCAACCGCCAAUUAUAAACACACAAAAGCUUGAGCAAUCUUAAGACAAAUGCCGUAGAACAUGGUGCUAUUCAUUCCGAAUUAGGAAAUGAACCUUCUCACCCUGUCAGCCUAUAUUAUAUGUUAAUGUACAUGCUACAAUAAAUUAAGAAAUUUCACGAAGAUUUACUCCUUCAAAUUGAAACUGGCGUGAAAAGGUUCGCCUUCACUGUUGUAUUAUAUGCAUUUGCAGGCAAUUCAGGACAGCAUUAGUCGUUUUACCAGCAUUUAUCAUGUAGGGAACCAUUGCAUGUGACCUCAGGUGUGUAUUGCAAGGAGUACCUAAUUGUGAGAGCUAGGCCCAUCAUUCUUCUUGUGUACAGAUUUUAUAGGAACUGUGUUGAGUUUGAGGAUUUUCACCUUGGUAUUAACAAUGGAACAAGCUGUAGCCUUGGGCAGAAAUGCAAAAGACCUCUGUAUGUGAAUUUAAUGCACAUUAUAAGACCCAGGCAGCGAAAAUUAAUGCAGAGCCCUCUACCAUGGUGUCUCAUAGCUCAAACAGAGCUUCAGUAACCAUGCUUUAGAGUUGAAAAGUUAAAAAAAGCAGCUGCAACAUGUUCAUCUAUGUUGUGUGUAAAAUAACAAAAUUUGACUUAACAGAGUGCACAUGGCGCUGUGUACAGUACUUUUAAUGAGGUUCCUUUUGAUAUAAUUUCGCUAAAGUGGAACUCAGUGAAUGCAAGCUGCAUCAUUUGCACUCUGCUGUAAUAACACCAAGCUUGUUUCACAUUUAUUGUCUUUGCACUCACGCUUGCAGACAAAGCAUAAGAAUAUGUAAUGGAAAAGGAAAAAAAGUCAACUAUAUAAGCAACAGGUUUGUGGCUUGUAGGCAACACUAGGCAGAUCACUAGCAAACUACCAAUGGCCUUGUGUGGAACUCGUACAGAUAUUUCUUAGUGAAAUAUUUAGCGCGCACAAUUGGAAAGGGCACAGUGAAAUGGGGACCCACGAGCGCUUACUCACAACUGUAUUAUUUUCGGAAAGACACAGAACAUAAAUACCCCAGCUGUCAGCACUGAGCAUGUGCAACAAGAGUCGUCAGUAUAAACAGAAACAGAUUAAAAAGGUUCAACCUGUAUUUAAAAAAGCAAAUUCUUUGUCAGUGAUUGCAACUGAUGUUUGGCUUACGCAUUUUUCAGCACACAUUUGGAUAUGAAAUGCUUCUUUCAUGUGUUUGUUUUUAUCCGAAAACAAAAUGUCGGUGUCGAAAAAUACCAGAUCAUAAUGACAUAGAUUACAGUGGUUUGACAAGUGCGAAUAGUUUUCUUUACUGAGAGAAUGCUCAUGUUCUUUUAGACGGGUGUUUAUGCACUGACCGGUUUGUCCUAUGUACACGUUGCCACAGGUUAACGGAAGCCGGUACACAACACCUAUUCUGCAUUUUGUGAAUAUUUGGUCUUCUGUAUGACUGCAGCUGCAUUUUUUACCCUGUUGUCAAACAUUUGAAAUAGCUUGGCACAGUUUUCUCAUCAGAUCGGAAACAGGGGUGUAGAUUGCAUUUUGUCUGCAUUACCUGCUGGAUACCACUGUGGCUGGAUAUCUUAAUAAAGAAUAAUAAUGAAGUGUAUGUUAAUAAAAAAUCAAACCUCCUUACGGCAGCCUGGCCCUUGGUGAUUUCGGCAAUCUCUAAUAUUUGAUCAAUGUUUUUUUGACGAAUUGUUUGUAGAAAUCUUUUCCAGGGAUAGACAUCUUUGAGACCAUGUUUUGGCUUUUCAGAAUAAAAGGAGAGGUCGAAGUGACCCUUAGCGCACUGUG